Pelobates fuscus (common spadefoot toad) is the source of this 1490-nucleotide messenger RNA. It is a transcript of the gene OGG1, whose product is annotated as 8-oxoguanine DNA glycosylase. The record is from RefSeq and is a predicted model, not a curated record. Gene Ontology annotation, biological process: base-excision repair; base-excision repair, AP site formation; nucleotide-excision repair. Bases 244 to 1419 code for a protein of 391 amino acids. NCBI's taxonomy places the organism in Eukaryota, Metazoa, Chordata, Amphibia, Anura, Pelobatidae. Gene Ontology annotation, cellular component: nucleus. Gene Ontology annotation, molecular function: damaged DNA binding; 8-oxo-7,8-dihydroguanine DNA N-glycosylase activity. The transcript has 8 exons.
GGGAGUUUCCCUCAUGGUAACCGUGAAACCCGUGUCAUAACACGUGCCUAUUACUGCGGGGAGCUUUGCGGGGCUCACUUUCCAUCCCUAUGAGCAAAUGACACCGUUUAAUAAACCUGGCGUGCUUUAGAUAAAUUCUGGCUGCUUUCUACGUGUUUCUCGCAAAGGAUACCGGAACUUGUAGUUUUCAUUACCAGCUCUCCUCCUUAUUUCCGGGUCAGGGGUGGUAAGGCUGAAUAUAGAAUGCAUCACAGAGCUUCUCUUUCAGUCUGCCCUACGCUAUGGCGUUCUAUACCAUGCCAAAAGGCUGAGCUGCGACUGGACUUUACUCUCUCAUGUGGACAGUCAUUUCGGUGGAAAGAAUGGAGUCCUGGGUUCUGGACUGGAGUAUUACAUGGGCGCAUUUGGACUCUCACCCAGACUGAGGAACAUAUCUGGUACACUAUGUAUACUAAGGAAUGCUGUCCUGGGGAAGAUGCAGAUGCAUCGAGUGCAACAGCAGCGUUGAAAAAAAGACAGAAAAGCAUAAAGAAAAUAGUGCCCUGCUCACCUCCCAAAAUUCUAAAAACAGAACAUAUUAAAGAAGAAAAGGGGAUUGUGGAAGAUUUUGAUAAAUUUGUUGGUGGAAACGACUGCAAGAAAGAUGAGGAGUUGCUACGAGAUUACUUCCAGUUGGAUGUGAGCUUGAAGGAGCUUUAUCUGCUGUGGGGCAAAUCAGACCCAAACUUUGCAAAAGUAGCACAGGACUUCCCAGGUAUCCGUGUGCUGCGGCAGGACCCCACUGAAUGUCUCUUUUCAUUUAUCUGCACAUCUAACAACCACAUCUCUCGCAUCACUGGCAUGAUUGACAGAGUCUGCAGCUCCCUGGGCAGACACUUAGGACAGCUGGACUCGGAGAUCUACUGUGCAUUCCCCACUCUGCAGGCUCUGGCAGGCAAUGACACUGAAGCCAAGUUAAGAGAUCUCGGCUUUGGUUACAGAGCAAAGUUUGUCAGUGAGAGUGCACAAACUAUCCUGUCCAAGUAUGGCCCAGAUUGGUUGGAAAGGUUGCGUAUCCUACCCUAUGAGGAAGCAAAGUCAGCACUAUGCACCCUGCCAGGGGUGGGAGCCAAAGUGGCAGACUGCGUUUGUUUGAUGGCACUGGAUAAACCAGAAGCCGUGCCGGUGGACACUCAUGUUUGGCAAAUCGCAAAGAGGGACUACCUACCCCAGCUGGGCCAGGGUAACAAAAGCCUGACUGACAGAGUGUACAGGGAGAUUGGAGACUAUUUUCGUAGAUUGUGGGGGUCCCAUGCUGGAUGGGCGCAGUCAGUUUUAUUCUGCUCAGACCUCAAAAAGUUUCAGAAUUCAGCAGAUAAACCAGAUCCAAGCCGGAAACCAAGAAAAAGAACCCAAAUCAAAAAAGAGACUCUCGAAUAAUAGGCUAUUGUAAUGUUUCAUUUUGUACCUGGUUUAUGGAUAUUGUGAUAAACAUAUAUUGGAGACAUUUA